UUUCAUUCAGUUUCGAAGAGUCGUGCAACGAGAGCAGUUGAUACCAUUUGUCCUUAAAACAAAUUCUGCGCUGUGUCUGAGUCUGGAGUUUUUCCUGUGUGUAUAACUUACGUGGGCAGCAGCAGAAGUCGCACCAUGAGAAUUAAUUGCAACGCGCUUUUCCUGGCAUCGCUAGUGACUUGGUCGGGGGUGAUGUGCAGCACGGUGCUGGGCACCACAGAGGGCCAGGAAACACCUUUGGCCCUUCCUGUGGCGGAGCAGACGCAGCCCACUACAGCCAUACAAGGAGAAGUAUGGGAGGAGGACGAUCACGAAGUGCUUAUAAGAAAUGAACGUGGCACCAAGAGCGACGGUCUGUCGUGUCGAUAUGGCAAGAAUCCGUGGACUGAGUGUGACACCAAAACCAAUACGCGUUCGAGAACAUUGACAUUAAAGAAGGGCGAUCCAGCAUGCGACCAAACGCGAACCAUCCAGAAGAAAUGUAAAAAAGCAUGUCGAUAUGAAAAGGGAUCCUGGUCGGAAUGUGCAACCGGACAAAUGACUAGAGCUGAUAAGUUGAAAGCGAGCAGUGAUCCGUCCUGCGAAGCCACGCGGGUCAUCAAGAAGAAUUGCAAGCCCGGAAAAUCCAAGGACAAAAGUGCCAAGGAGCAGCGAAAGAACAAAGACAAAGCUGCUCGCAAAGGACGCGUUUAAGUGAUAUCAAACUCGAUUAUUUUAAAUUCCAGUGUUAUUUUGUUUGACUCCAAUGCAAAUAACUAAAAUUGAUUUUUUUAAUUCAAAACUGAAAAAUCGUAACGACGUUAACUGUCUGCUAUGUAUACCCAAAGGCAUUUAAAUAAAAUGCACACAUUAAUUAAUGUUGUAGUUUGAUUUACAAGCAAACGAAACGAUAACCAUAAUAUAAACGAAAGCUGUACGACGUAAUAGAAACCUUGAGGAGUCUAACAUAUGUAUGCAAUGCAGAAUAAAAUAUAUUCAUACAAUACCAUACCGACAUAAAUACCGACUUAUUUAGUUUAUUACCCAAUGAAAAUCAUAUGUACAUCCAAGCCAACACCUAGUACCAUUUUAUCUGAAAUGAUGAAAUCUGUAAGGGCAGUUGCCGUAUUGAAAUAAAGGAUAAAGGAUGGCUGUUGGAUCCCCUUCAUA
Molecule: messenger RNA, 1149 nt
Organism: Drosophila mauritiana
Lineage: Eukaryota; Metazoa; Arthropoda; Insecta; Diptera; Drosophilidae
Gene: miple1
Exons: 5
Coding region: 136-693 (185 amino acids)
Biological process (GO): mesoderm morphogenesis
Cellular component (GO): extracellular region
Molecular function (GO): heparin binding; growth factor activity
Source: RefSeq, a predicted model, not a curated record